Messenger RNA from Rosa rugosa (rugosa rose), 2448 nucleotides. RefSeq lists its product as uncharacterized. Gene Ontology annotation, biological process: DNA integration. Gene Ontology annotation, molecular function: RNA-DNA hybrid ribonuclease activity; nucleic acid binding. The coding region runs from base 1 to 2448 and encodes 815 amino acids. Lineage: Eukaryota; Viridiplantae; Streptophyta; Magnoliopsida; Rosales; Rosaceae. The transcript has 2 exons. The record is from RefSeq and is a predicted model, not a curated record.
AUGGCCCUAGAAGACCAGGAGAAACAGCGUUCAUUUCAGAACGAGGCCUGUAUUGCUAUACGGUCAUGCAGUUUGGCCUCACCAAUGCCGGCGCGACCUAUCAGAGGCUCGUCAACCGAAUGUUCAAAGAUUUACUUGGAAAUACCAUGGAAGUUUACAUUGAUGACAUGGUGGUUAAAAGCAAGCAUCAGAAAGAUCGAUCACAUAGAGCAUCUAAGGGAAGCGUUCGAGAUAUUAAGGCAGUACGGCAUGAGGCUCAAUCCGACCAAAUGCGCGUUUGGGGUAUCAUCUGGACAGUUUUUGGGACAUCUUGUGAGUAAAAGAGGGAUCGAGCCAAAUUUGGAGAAGGUAGAAGCCAUCGUGAAAAUGCGCGACCCAGAGACGAAAGAGGAUAUACAAGUGUUAACCGGUCGCAUCGCCGCGUUGAGUCGCUUUAUAUCUCGGCUAACUGACCGAUGUAAACCCUUCUUCCGUGCAUUAAAAAAUAAGCAAGCCAAUUUUUGGGGCCCAGAGCAGUCUGAAGCGUUAGCUAAUUUGAAAAAAUACUUAUCCGGCAGACAGUUUCUCUCUGUGCCCCGCAACGGCGAGCCCCUCUGCAUAUACUUGGCAAUAUCAGAUGUGGCAACCAGCGCCGCCUUGUUCAGGGAAGAGGGAUAUCGGCAGGAACCCAUAGCAUAUAAGAACCGCAGGCUCCUAGAUGCCGAAACAAGGUACUCUCCGUCGGAAAAGGUAAUCCUCGCCCUGGUUACGGCGAAAAGGAAGUUGCGACAAUACUUCGAGGGGCAUAGCAUCACGGUAUACACCAAUUUGCCAAUUCGCGCCAUCCUGUCAAAACUAGACACAUCCGGAAGAAUGGCCAAAUGGGCAAUCGAGCUAAGUGAAUUUGACAUUACAUAUAAGCCGAGGUCGGCACUCAAGGGCCAGGCGUUAGCAGAUUUCUUGGUCGAGUGCCACUUCCCAGCACCGAUCCCCGAGGUUUCAUGGAAUCAUGGCAGGACCCAUCCUGGGAGAUGCACGUCGACGGCGCAUCCAGUUUCUCAGGAGCAGGGGCAGGCAUUUUACUUCAAAGUUCCGAGGAUGUCCAAAUCGAGUGUAUAUUCUGACUCGCAGCUAGUUGUCGGAUUGUCUAAUGAUGACUACGCCGCCAAUGACGAACGAAUGUCCAGAUAUCAAGACUUGGUUCGAGAUUUGAUGCGCGGGUUCAAACAACUUUCACUGGUCAAAGUACCUCGCGAGAAGAAUUCCCGCGUAGACGAGUUGGCUAAAGCCGCUUCAGGUUGCACGGAGGUCAUCAAUAUCGUCAAGAUCGAGGUGCUCGAAGGACCAAGCAUUGACGGUAACAAGCCGCGACGACAGGUCAUGGUGGUUGAGUCAAUUCCGAACGACUGGAGAGGUCAAAUUAUCAAUUACCUUGAAUUUGGCAUACAGCCAGACGAUCCAAUUGAGGCCAGAAAGCUCAGGAUGAAGGCUGCACGAUACCUAGUUGUCAAAGAGGAACUUUUUAGGCGCUCAUUUUCCGGACCCCAUCUUAGAUGCCUAGGACCUUCUCAGGCAAGGCUCGUCCUCGAAGAAGUUCAUGAAGGGUCGUGCGGGGCGCACCUCGGCGGCAGGACCCUCGCACAUAAGGUACUCUCUCAAGGAUAUUAUUGGCCAUAUCUCUCGCGGGAAGCCGAACAAUAUGCCAAGAAAUGUAAGCAAUGCCAACGGCACGCACCGGUCAGCCAUUCGCCUGCCGAAGAGCUUCACUCAUUAGCUGGCCCAUGGCCUUUCGCCAGAUGGGGAAUGGAUAUAGUUGGUCUCUUACCGACGGCACCCGGCGGCCUCAAGUACGCACUGCUUGCUACGGACUACCACACGAAAUGGGUCGAAGCAGAUUCAUAUGCCAUGAUUACGGGAGAGACAGUGGCAACAUUCACAUGGCGGAACAUCAUAUGUCGCUUCGGCAUCCCGCGGUAUAUCAUAUGCGACAACGGAACGCAAUUCAAUAACCAGAAGUUUAGAGCUUUCUAUACCCGACAUGGGAUUACGUUGCGUUUUUCUUCAAGGAGUUACCCACAAGGUAAUGGCCAAGCCGAAAUAACGAACCGUACCAUUUUCGACGGAGUCAAGCGGCGACUAGAGCACAAAAGAGGCAAAUGGAGCGAGGAGUUGCAACAUGUUCUCUGGGCUUAUCGAACUACUCGUCGGAAGCCAACCGACGAGACUCCGUAUGCCUUGACUAACGGAAUGGAGGCUGUCAUCUCUACCGAAAUCAUUCUUCCUACGGUUCGGACUCUUACCGUUGAAAGGGGAAAUAACGAGGAGCAAAUAGCACGGCACUUGGAUCUUCUUGACGAAAGGCGGGAAGCCGCUGCCAUUCACCUUGCCAAUUAUCAAAAUCAGGUGGCAAAAUAUUUCAACAAAGGUGUCCGGCCGCGCGCGUUCCUGGUAGGAGAGCUCGUUUUGUAA